AGGAUCUCAACUGCCUGGGCAGGGCCUUUGGAGGGCAUAUAGUGCAUGCUGUGCCCCACCCCUUUUUAGAGAUGGGGCAAGGGGCCCAGAAAAGGGAAAUGACGUGUCCAGGGGGCUCCAAAAAUUCGCUAGGGGGGCUCGGGGCAGCGGUUUGAGGGUGGAGGCCUCCGAGCGAGCUGCCGGGAGCUGCGUUUGCAGAACCAGCACCUCGCAAAGACUUGGGGCGAGUAUGUGUUUGGAGCGGCGGGGAGCUGGGGGAGCCCGGGCGCGGCGUCCGGCAGCGGAGUGGAACCAGGACCCGGAUGGGCGGACCCCAGCCCCGCGCCCCGCGCCCCGGAGCGCUCGCCGCCUGGUGCACGGCGCCCCCCAGUGGGACGCCAGGGUCUAGUCACGCCGCGCGCUCCCAGGCCCGCCGCUCUCCGGACAAAGGGCGCGAGUUCCAGGGAUCCAGCCCACCGCGCCCGGGCCCGGGCCGGCCGUCUCCUGCCCCCGGCGGCCUCCCGUUAUCAGCGGAGUCGGCGGGGAGCAGGUUCCCACGGUCCCCCGGCCUGCGCGGGGCGCGCGGGAGAGCGGAGCGUGGGCGGGGCUUCCGGAGGCGGGGGCCUCGAGGUCACUGUCGCUGCAGUCACCGGAGCCCGCACUCGGUCCCGAGAUGACGGCGUGCAAGCGGGUGGCGAAGGAGCUGGAGGAUCUUCAGAAGGACCUUCCCCAGUACCUGCGGAACCUGUCCAGCGAUGAUGCGGACGUCCUGGUGUGGCACGCUCUCCUUCUGCCGGAGAAGCCGCCCUACAACCUCCGGGCCUUCAGCCUGCGCAUCAACUUCCCCGAGGAAUAUCCAAUGAGACCCCCCACGGUGACGUUCACAACCAAGAUCUACCACCCCACCGUGGGCAUUGAUGGCCAGGUGUGCCUGCCCAUCAUCAGCAAUGAGAACUGGAAGCCUUCUACCAAGACCUACCAAGUCUUGGAGGCCCUCAGCGUGCUGGUGAAUAAUCCGGACCUGGGGGAGCCCGUGCGCCUGGAGCUUGCUGACCUGCUAACACUGGACUCGGAGCAGUUCCACAGGAGAGCCGAAGAGUUCACCCUCCAGUUUGGAGAGCCCCGGCCCUCCUAGCUCUGGUUCUGGCCCUCUGCACUGGGUCCUGUCCCUGUGAUGGCAGACACACAACAUGGACUGGGGCCAGAGCCCCUUGGUGGCCCAUGUCCUGCUCAGUUUUUCUGUGUUUUUUCCUUUCUUAGGUUGUUAGCUGUUAGUUGUGUGUGUGGUAUGUGUGGACCCAGUUCCAGGUUCACGCAUGGGGUUAUGGGGCUGAUUUUGAGUUAGAGAAGCCCAAAGAGAAGAGAUAAAAAUUGUGGGUCUCAGUGGAGUCUCUUGUUGGAUAGAAGGGAUGUGUCCUGAGAUACCUGCUCCUGCCUCUGUUCUUACACGUGGGAUACCUGCUGCUCUCUAUCUGUGCACCUUGGUGAAGCCUCCACUCCUUUCCAGGGCUCAGUGCCCUAAAGGACAGUUGAGGGGGUUGGCCCAGUAAUGACAAUCCAAUCACUUAAUUAAGCACUUUUGGCACUAUGCGGAGAGCUUCACGCAUAAUGUCAUCGAACCCCUGAGCAGCUCCCCAAGAUAGUGCUGUGUGCUUUCCUACUUCGUUUCUGUGCCCCAGAGCCAGGCAGUUAAGGUUUGCAGAGUCACAGGCCAGCUGCUACUAGUGGCUCCAUCUUAAAGAUCACCUUCCAGGCCAGCUGGCAGGAAAUGAGCCCAGCAGGCCACUAGAAAACCUCAGGGACCCAGGCAUCUGGGGGAGUGGAGGCGGGAGGCAGGGCACAUCGAAGGGAGUCCCUUGCAAUUGGGUGAUUUGUUGAUUAUAUUAUCAGCCAGGCUGUGCAGAUUUAAGUGCUAAACCUUUUCUUUUCCACUGAUGAAACACUAAGUGAAGAAUCUGAUCUCUGUCCCAGAAAUCUGACUACACUGUUUCCAAACCACUUGCAAUCCCAUUAGGUUGGGGCCAGGCUUCAGGCUGGGAGGAGCGGCCCCUUCAGCUUCCAGUCAAGAGGGAGUCACGGAAACCGUGUGUUUUUCCAGCCAUUAAAGUCUCAGAUGACGUGUA
Myotis myotis is the source of this 2102-nucleotide messenger RNA. RefSeq names its product ubiquitin conjugating enzyme E2 L6 (gene UBE2L6). The record is from RefSeq and is a predicted model, not a curated record. The transcript is spliced from 4 exons. The coding region runs from base 653 to 1114 and encodes 153 amino acids. NCBI's taxonomy places the organism in Eukaryota, Metazoa, Chordata, Mammalia, Chiroptera, Vespertilionidae.